Molecule: messenger RNA, 1739 nt
Organism: Oncorhynchus keta (chum salmon)
Lineage: Eukaryota; Metazoa; Chordata; Actinopteri; Salmoniformes; Salmonidae
Product: DNA topoisomerase 1-like
Exons: 3
Coding region: 146-1195 (349 amino acids)
Source: RefSeq, a predicted model, not a curated record
GCUGGCCAUUUCACAUCGAGACAUGGUAGGCGUGGCCUGCUUUCAAUGCGGUUAUAUUACAUAGAUUACGGAUGAAAGCCAAAGCAAAGAACACCUGUUGAGCCUAAAGCAUUCUGGUUAUAAUUUCUUGAAGUGAUCAUCAACAAUGGAGCAGGUGUUGGUCAACAUUCUGGAUGAGGUGACGAGUGACGAGAUGAAGAGAUUUCAGUGGCUCCUGAUCAGGCACCAGAGGCGUGGCUAUGAGCCCAUUAAAAAAAGCGAGUUGGAUCGCGACACAAGCAGGGAGAAUACCGUGGAGCUGAUGGUGAACAAAUACAAAGAGAAUGGAGCUCUGGGCGUCACAAUUAAUAUCCUGAAGAACAUGAACCAGAAUACACUUGCUCACGAGUUGAAGACAAAGGCAAACACUCUCAAAAUAGCGCAAAACGGCACUGCAAAGGUGAGCACUGCGGCGAAGAGUACUGCAAAGGAGAGCACUGCAAAGGAGAGCACUGCGGCGAAGAGUACUGCAAAGGAGAGCACUGUGGCGAAGAGUACUGCAAAGGAGAGCACUGCAAAGGAGAGCACUGCGACGAAGAGUACUGCAAAGGAGAGCACUGCGGCGAAGAGUACUGCAAAGGAGAGCACUGCAAAGGAGAGCACUGCGGCGAAGAGUACUGCAAAGGAGAGCACUGCGGCGAAGAGUACUGCAAAGGAGAGCACUGCGGCGAAGAAUACUGCAAAGGAGAGCACUGCAAAGGAGAGCACUGCGGCGAAGAGUACUGCAAAGGAGAGCACUGCAAAGGAGAGCACUGCAAAGGAGAGCACUGCGGCGAAGAGUACUGCAAAGGAGAGCACUGCAAAGGAGAGCACUGCGGCGAAGAGUACUGCAAAGGAGAGCACUGCGGCGAAGAGUACUGCAAAGGAGAGCACUGCGGUGAAGAGUACUGCAAAGGAGAGCACUGCGGUGAAGAGUACUGCAAAGGAGAGCGCUGCAAAGGAGAGCACUGCGGCGAAGAGUACUGCAAAGGAGAGCACUGCAAAGGAGAGCACUGCGGCGAAGAGUACUGCAAAGGAGAGCACUGCAAAGGAGAGCACUGCGGCGAAGAGUACUGCAAAGGAGAGCACUGCGGCGAAGAGUACUGCAAAGGAGAGCACUGCGGUGAAGAGUACUGCAAAGGAGAGCGCUGCAAAGAAGACUCUACCCACACACUGACUGGACUCUAUCCACACACUCACUGGACUCUAUCCACACACUCACUGGACUCUAUCCACACACUCACUGGGCUCUACCCACACACUCACUGGACUCUACCCACACACUCACUGGACUCUAUCCACACACUCACUGGACUCUACCCAAACACUCACUGGACUCUACCCACACACUGACUGGAUUCUACCCACACACUCACUGGACUCUACCCACACACUCACUGGACUCUAUCCACACACUCACUGGACUCUACCCACACACUCACUGGACUCUACCCACACACUCACUGGACUCUACCCACACACUCACUGGACUUUACUCACACACUGACUGGACUCUACCCACACACUGACUGGACUCUACCCACACACUCACUGGACUCUACCCACACACUCACUGGACUCUACUCACACACUCACUGGUCUCUACCCACACACUCACUGGACUCUACCCACACACUCACUGGACUCUACCCACAGACUCACUGGACUCUAUCCACACACUCACUGGUCUCUACCCACAAACUCACUGGUCUCUACCCACA